CCGAAUUGGCGCUCAGUAUCAUCAGCAGACGAUGCAGCUUUUACACUUAUGAAUUAAACUGAAAUUACAUGCAAUAGACUUCUCUAAUACAGGUUGUUAAAAACAAUUAACAAAAAAUGGUACUCGAGUUAUUUGAAGAUAACAACUUAGUGAAAAUUUGUGCCCCGAUGGUGCGCUACUCGAAGUUACCCUUUCGUCUUCUAGUAAGAAAAUAUGGCUGUGACUUGGCUUUCACUCCUAUGAUCAUUUCAGAUUCAUUCAUUCAAGCCCCCAAAGCAAGGGAUAUUGAGUUCACUACCUGUGACGCUGACCAGCCAUUGAUUGUUCAAUUUGCUGCCCAUAAUGCCACUGACUUUGCAACUGCCUCUGAACUGGUGGCAAAAAAUUGUAAUGGGGUUGAUUUGAACUGUGGAUGUCCUCAAAAAUGGGCAAUGCAACAGGGUUAUGGAGCCUGCUUAAUUAACAAGCCAGAACUUCUUCGUGAUGUAGUCCUGCAGACACGCAAUAGAAUUCCUUCAAAUGACUUCACAGUUUCCAUCAAAAUUCGCAUUCACUCUGACAUCAGAAAAACUGUUGAGUUAUGUCAACAAGUGGAAGCUGCAGGCCUUUCUUUCCUUACUGUGCAUGGUAGAACAAAAGACCAGAAAUCAGAUCCAGUAAACCUGGAGGCUGUAAAAUUGAUAAAACAAAGUGUUAGAGUACCAGUAAUAGCCAAUGGAGAUAUUUGUAGCAUUCGGGAUGCUGAAAAUGUUCAACGAGAAACUUGCGUUAAUGGUGUAAUGGCAGCGAGAGGCAUCCUAGAAAAUCCAGCUAUGUUUGCUGGAUUCUCUGAAACUCCCAUAGAGUGCAUCAAAGACUGGAUAAAGCUUGCCUUGGAGACUGGCGUCUCCUUUACGCAUUUCCAUCACCACUUGAUAUAUAUGUGCGAAAAGAACAUGUCACGAGUGGAUAGGAGAUAUUUCAAUGCACUUUCCAGUACCACUGCCGUGAUCGACUAUAUGGAAAACUAUUUGUCUCUAUGUGAAUAAAUUUUGAGCUGCAACAUAGUGGCUGGCGUUUA
Daphnia magna is the source of this 1060-nucleotide messenger RNA. It is a transcript of the gene Dus4, whose product is annotated as tRNA-dihydrouridine(20a/20b) synthase [NAD(P)+]-like. The record is from RefSeq and is a predicted model, not a curated record. The transcript has 7 exons. Gene Ontology annotation, molecular function: tRNA dihydrouridine synthase activity; flavin adenine dinucleotide binding. Bases 117 to 1028 code for a protein of 303 amino acids. Gene Ontology annotation, biological process: tRNA processing. NCBI's taxonomy places the organism in Eukaryota, Metazoa, Arthropoda, Branchiopoda, Diplostraca, Daphniidae.